ACCAAUUGAAGGCGUUAGCUUGCUACGACACGGAUAGCCUGUCACCACUGAUUUGAUAAUUGCACUCCAAAAUGAAGUCUAUCCUAAUAUGUGUUGCUGUUUUGAUUUUAUCAAACAUUACUACCGGCAGUAUAAGCAACCCAGUUGUUAUAACUCAGCCAACCACCUCUGUUACAACUGAGAAGCCAAGCACCACCUCUGUUACAACUGAGAAGCCAAGCACCACCUCUGUUACAACUGAGAAGCCAAGCACCACCUCUGUUACAACUGAGAAGCCAAGCACCACCUCUGUUACAACUGAGAAGCCAAGCACCACCUCUGUUACAACUGAGAAGCCAAGCACCACCUCUGUUACAACUGAGAAGCCAAGCACCCCUAAUGUUACAACUGAGAAGUCAAGCACCCCUAAUGUUACAACUGAGAAGCCAAGCACCCCUAAUGUUACAACUGAGAAGCCAAGCACCCCUAAUGUUACAACUGAGAAGCCAAGCACCCCUAAUGUUACAACUGAGAAGCCAAGCACCCCUAAUGUUACAACUGAGAAGCCAAGCACCCCUAAUGUUACAACUGAGAAGCCAAGCACCCCUAAUGUUACAACUGAGAAGCCAACCACUCACAUACCAAUUCCAAAACGAUCAACUAAGUAUGUUGUGACUGGAGCUAAUGGACAACGUUGUAUUGUUAUAACUACUGAGAUAUCUUAUAAAUAUUCUUAUAAGAAUAUUUCUGAAAAUGGGUCAAUCUUUUCAAAUGCGACACAUAAUGGCACUUGCAAUGAUACAGCUGAUGAACUGUCAAUUUACUCAUCAAAUGUUCAUUUAGACUUAGUUUUUGCAAAAAAUGUAUCUACAAAGUUUUUGAAGAAGGUUGUACUAUCAUUUGGGGAUCAAAAUUUAACUGAUUCCAAAGACAAUAUGAAUGAAUUACUAUUGAAGGAUAAUGAAUAUUUUAUUUGUAAAUCAAGUAAAAAGAUAACUUUGAACAACUCAGUUAUUACCUUCUCAGACCUGACUUUGGAUAUCUUCAGAAAUGCUACUAAUACAACUACUCUUGGAUCACGACACAUUUGCGUUGAAGAUAUGAAGACAAGCAGCAUUGUUCCUAUUGCUGUGGGAGCUGCCUUAGCUGGCUUAGUAAUCACUGUCCUUAUUGCCUAUCUAAUCGGUAGAAAACGAAGCAGGAGAGGCUAUGAAUCCGUUUAAAAAGUAAUGCGUAUGAGUUUGUGUGCACAUGCAUUUGUGAUGGUAGUGUGUGUAUGUAUCCAUUUGCAUAUGUGUAUGUAUAUACAUGCAUAUUUGUAUAUAUGUGUAUAUGUAUGUAUAUAUCUUUAUACAUGUGUGUGUGUGUGGGUGGGUGUGUGUGUGUAUAUAUUAUAUGUAAGCAACUUUUGUACUUCCCAAUCUUGACACUCUUGUUUUCUAAGAAAACAUUUUCUUUUAAGGUAGAUAUGAAUAAUACAGAAUAUAUCCUAGUUUGAGUAAAACUGAUUACUACCUGUUUCUAAUAGGAUUUUUGAUUUCUUCCUAGUUUCAAAUUUUACUUAUUUAACUUUUCUCCUCUUACCUAUUUCAGCAGUUUGACGCACACUAGAAAAGUCUUUAUUUUUAAUAGAUUAUAUUCAGGCUCGGAUUUUUUUUUUGUCUGAUUUGACUUUUGGCUUUUUCCAUUUAAAGAUUUUUUUUUUUUUAAUCAUACAAUUAUUGAAAUAAAUAUUGUACAAGAUUGUUUUAGAACAUCUUGAGAGAAAAAGCAAACUCAGAUUUCGAAUUCUGCACUUUGGCUUCAUGACUUGUUUUUGUUUGUAGAAAGCAUUGUUGCAUCUUUUAUUUUUCAAGGUAGUUAUAUGGUGCAGUUAGUAAAAACCAAUUUGGAUUAGAUGCUUAUUUAGUGAUCCAUUGUUUCAAAAUGUUCUCAUGUUUACCCUUUAGUCUGUUGACAUAAUAUUUAGGGUUGGAUUUGAUGACCUUUAUAACUGUAGCUCACCAAAUAGGUAAUAACACAAGGACUAGUAGAGCAAGGUUAAAUGAAAUGAACAGGAGACAAUUACAUUGAACACUUGUCUGAGCUAGUAUGUACAAACAGUAAAACCAAUAUGUAUGUUUUGUUUGUUUAAAUUUGGUUCAUUCUUGCUGAAACUUAUUAUCUUCCAACAUUUUGUUGACAUUCUAUUUAUGGGUUCUCUUUCACAAGAGAAUAAUUCUCUAGCAGUGACUAUUGCCUGAUAGAAAUUCCCUUUCUGAAUAUGUCUAAUCUAAUAUUAAAUUUUAUAAAACUUCUAUCUAGUCUCCUUGAAAUUACCAAUGUAGCUAAAAAAAUUUAGUUCAACAGUUCGUCAGUGCAUGUAUGCAUUAUGCUUGCAGUGUGUGUGUGUGUGUGUGUGUGUGUGUGUGAGAGAGAGAGAGAGAUUUCACUUUCAGUUCUUGUAAACACCAGCCCAGUCAAUUUCUUAAGAUGGGCAUAAAUGUUUUAAAUUAGGGUUGUGUGGUGACAUGUAACACAAAAGUUCAAGUUAUUUUUUUGUCUUUUAAUAUCAGUUUUGAUACUUAUCAAAAAGGGAAAUUUUGCUUUUUCAAAAUUUUAUUCAGUAAUAUUUAUUUCCCUAGAUAUUUUUUCUAAUUUUGUUUGCAACUAAUAAUUCCCUCUCAAUAAUGCCUUAGGUUCUUCUAUAACAUAAAGGAAUUUAUUUUUUAUUUUUUUUAUAUAUCCAUAUAUUAAACUUAAGAUGUAUCUCAGGUGGGGUAAAAUUGUAUUUUUGAAGUCGGAUUUCUCUAUUAAUAUUGAAAUUUAAUCUUUAUAUAAAUUUACAAAACUUAGCUAGGUUCUAUUUAUAGAUCUUUUUAUCAAUAAUCCACAUCCCAGUUUCAGGCCACAAUAUUCCUUCUCUACUCCCCAACUAAUUUGAACUGAGCAGGAUAAGAUGUAUAGAAAGUGAAAAGUAUACGCCUCUAUUUUGUUAAUAAAUUUUUAUUAUUGA
This is a messenger RNA of Octopus bimaculoides (California two-spot octopus), 2974 nucleotides long. RefSeq lists its product as uncharacterized. The record is from RefSeq and is a predicted model, not a curated record. Gene Ontology annotation, cellular component: plasma membrane; late endosome membrane; lysosomal membrane. Lineage: Eukaryota; Metazoa; Mollusca; Cephalopoda; Octopoda; Octopodidae. Gene Ontology annotation, biological process: establishment of protein localization to organelle.